Aureococcus anophagefferens is the source of this 811-nucleotide messenger RNA. RefSeq lists its product as hypothetical. The record is from RefSeq and is a predicted model, not a curated record. Bases 144 to 734 code for a protein of 196 amino acids. The transcript is spliced from 4 exons. Lineage: Eukaryota; Pelagophyceae; Pelagomonadales; Pelagomonadaceae. Gene Ontology annotation, molecular function: protein binding.
GCUUUUGUGGCAGCAGCAGCCUAGUGUGCCCCUCGUCGUCUCGGAGCGCGCCGCCGAGGUGACCCCACGCACCCCUCGUCGUCUCGGAGCGCGCCGCCGGGCGACCCCACGCCGCGGGGAGCCCGCGAGCCCGGUGCGCAGCCAUGGCCUUCGACCGAGGGCGGCUCAAGAAGGAGCUGACCGAGCUCACGCGCGAUACGAAGUCGGGCGUCACGGUGGAGGUGAAGUCGUCGGACAUGAUGGAGCUCGAGGGCGUCAUCACGGGGCCCGAGGGCACGCCCUACGAGGGCGGCACGUACCAGAUCGGCAUCACGAUCCCGUCGGGCUACCCCUUCGAGCCGCCGAAGAUGAAGUUCCUCACGAAAAUCUGGCACCCGAACAUCUCGUCGCAGACGGGCGCUAUCUGCCUCGACAUCCUCAAGGACCAGUGGUCGCCGGCGCUGACGAUCAAGACGGCGCUCCUGAGCCUCCAGGCGCUGCUGUGCUCGCCCGAGCCGGACGACCCGCAGGACGCGCAGGUCGCGCAGAUGUACCUCAACGAGCCCGACACCUUUAAACAGACGGCCAAGUUCUGGACCGAGACCUACGCGCGCCCAAAGGAGGCCGGCGCCGAGGACGCGGCCGUCGCGCGCCUCGUCGAGAUGGGGUUCUCGCGCGAGCAGGUCGUCAAGGCCCUCGCGGACGCCAAGGGCGACGAGAACGAGGCCGUCACCGCACUCCUCUCGGGCGCCUAGGCGCCGCGGUGGCGGCCCACCGGCGCGCGCGGCGGCCCCGCGGUCGUCCCGCGCGUUCGUUACUCUCCAGUCUCUGU